UAAAAACCUUAAUGCGGCAAGAGAACCUCACUCGAUCUUUAAGUUUCAAACGCAUCACAAUCUAAACGAAUUAAUAUGGCUUUAGUAAAAAUUGUCUUGGUGUUAUCCUUUGUGGCCUUGGCAAGGGCAGAACAGAAUUUGGUAGCCCAUAUAGAGCAUAGAAAUAGCACCAAUAGUUCAAUGCGCAAUGAUGACUACAUCGAUGCCCAAAGACGUCAACAUGCCUUCAAUAUUUGGUAUUAUGAUGUGCAAAUUAACUUCUUCAAGGACGCCUACUUGGAUCGAGUCAAUGCCAUGGAAUAUCAAAAGGAUUCGCUAUUGGACAAAGUUAAGACAGCCAAUGAACAGCUAUACCCCUUAACACUGUUAAGCGAUUUCAGCAAAGUUUGUGUGAAAAAAUAUCAAGCCAUAAUGCCAUCUAGGGAAUGGGUUAAAUAUCAAAUGGAUAUCUGCAUAUCGGAAGCAAGCAUGGAGGUGGACUGGUUGGCUUCGUACAUGGCAUCGACCAAUAACACUUUACAGACUUAUUAUAGAACAACUUUUGAAAAGGAAGUUACAGCUUGUCAAACUAAAUACAAUUCCUCUAUGUCCGCAAAUCAAACCUUGUGCCUAGCUGAUGUGGUUUCCACUACCAAUACCUUUACUUAUAACAAUCAAAAGACAUUCUCGACUCAAUUGGAGUCGGCCAAAAACUCAGCUGAUAUGGAUAUUAAAACCCUGCAUGAAUGCAGUUUUGCAAUUCAAAAUACCACUCUAAGCAAAAUUGCGGAAGCCAAAACACGCAUUGACAGAUGCAUUCAUGGUGCAGAUGAUUGUCCCUCCUGUCAUGGUCACUUCUGUAACGCUGUCUCUUACAUGUCCUCAUCGUCCAUCGAUACCAAAAAUGCAACCAUGUAUAAUCCAUUUUAUGGACGUCAAGAAAUUGGUGAUUGUUUGAUGUUGAGUAUAUUUUAA
Messenger RNA from Stomoxys calcitrans (stable fly), 954 nucleotides. RefSeq lists its product as uncharacterized. The record is from RefSeq and is a predicted model, not a curated record. The transcript has 3 exons. Bases 76 to 954 code for a protein of 292 amino acids. Lineage: Eukaryota; Metazoa; Arthropoda; Insecta; Diptera; Muscidae.